Molecule: messenger RNA, 2553 nt
Organism: Ogataea parapolymorpha DL-1
Lineage: Eukaryota; Fungi; Ascomycota; Pichiomycetes; Pichiales; Pichiaceae
Product: putative leucine--tRNA ligase, mitochondrial
Exons: 1
Coding region: 1-2553 (850 amino acids)
Biological process (GO): leucyl-tRNA aminoacylation; mitochondrial translation
Cellular component (GO): mitochondrion
Molecular function (GO): leucine-tRNA ligase activity; aminoacyl-tRNA deacylase activity; ATP binding
Source: RefSeq, a predicted model, not a curated record
AUGUCUCGACGAAUUUUCGACCUCACCAAGCUGGACACCAAAUGGACGACCAGGUGGAAGAAGCAGGGCUGCUCGCUGAACCCACGCAGGAAAGUGGCCCCCACCAAGGGCAAGAUCUACUCGACUGCGAUGUUCCCGUACCCCUCGGGCAUUCUCCAUAUGGGCCAUCUUAGGGUGUACACUAUAGCCGACGUGCUGGCCAGAUUUUACCGCAUGCAAGGGUACAACGUGAUUAAUCCGAUGGGCUGGGAUGCCUUUGGAUUGCCUGCGGAAAACGCCGCUGUCGACCGCAACGUGAGCCCUGAGAAGUGGACUAAGCUCAACAUCUCGAAAAUGAAGGUCCAGAUGGAAGCCAUGCUGGCCGAUUUCGACUGGGACCGCGAGGUUACCACGUGCGAUCCUGCCUACUACAAGUGGACGCAGAAGCUAUUUUUGCUGAUGUACGAGCACGGCUACGCGUACCGCAAGAAGGCAGAGAUCAAUUGGGACCCUGUGGACCAGACGGUUCUGGCCAACGAGCAGGUCGACUCAGAGGGCCGUUCGUGGCGUUCGGGGGCGGUGGUCGAAAAACGGCUUCUUGAGCAGUGGUUUCUGGGCAUUACGAAAUUUGCCAAGGAGCUGAAUGCCGACCUCGAUACUUUGGACGAGUGGCCGGCUAAGGUCAAGGCCAUGCAGCGCAACUGGAUCGGUGAGAGCACAGGAGCCGAGAUUCGGUUCCAGGUCGGCGAGGAGACCACAUUUGUGUACACGACGCGCGCCGAGACGAUUUUUAGUCUGCAAUAUUUGGCUUUGGCGGCUGACCAUCCUAUUGCUACCAAAAUAAAACAGACGGCACCCGAGCUUGCUGAACAGUACGAUACAGGCGUGAAGCUGCCCUUGGAGGCGACGAAUCCCGUCACCGGCGAAAAGGUGCCUGUAUUUGUUGCGCCGUACGUCAUUUCUGGCUACGGCCACGGAGCAGUGAUGGGAUGUCCUGCGCACGACGCCAGAGACUACGAGUUCUGGAAAAGCAUGGGUGAAACGUCAAUCCGGUCCACUGUUGAGCCGGAAGACAGCUCUUUAGAGGCCAAUGAGCCGUAUUUCGGCGCCAGCGGCGUGAUGAACGCAGACGCCCAGUUUCUGGCAGGUCUGUCUGCUACCACGGCCCGCGAAAAAAUUAUCGAGCAUCUGGAGUCGCACCAGCUCGGCCAAAAACGCACAACCUACAGACUACGCGAUUGGCUGGUCAGCAGGCAGCGGUUCUGGGGCGCUCCGAUCCCGAUAAUUCACUGCGACCGCUGCGGCACGGUCCCGGUUCCAGACGAUCAGCUGCCUGUGCUGUUGCCCAAGGUCGACAAGCUUCUAGGCCGUGGCGGGUCGCCGCUCGCGCAAAUCCCGGAAUUUGUCAACGUGGAGUGUCCCUCGUGCGGAGGUGCUGCCCGCCGCGACACAGACACCAUGGACACCUUCAUGGACUCGUCGUGGUAUCUGUUCCGGUACCUGGAUCCGCAUAACGAGCAGCAGUUGAUGGAUCCCAAGGUGGUGAGUCCGCUGCUGAGCGUGGACCAGUACCUGGGCGGCAUUGAGCACGCCAUAUUGCACCUGCUAUAUGUGCGGUUUGUGAGCAAGUUCCUGAACACAAUCGGCUAUUGGGAUGGCAGCGCUGUGAACGGAGAGCCGAUCAAAAAACUUGUGAGCCAGGGAAUGGUCCACGGGCGGACUUUCACGGAGCCAGAGACGGGCCGUUUCCUGAAGCCGGAUGAGUACGAGAUAAUGUCCGACGGUAGGGCCGUGAUGAAGGAGACUGGCAGGACAGCGGCCGUGUCGUUUGAAAAAAUGUCCAAGUCGAAACAUAACGGCGCCGAUCCAUCGGACUGUAUAGCCCGCCAUGGAGCAGACGCUACCAGAGCUCACGUGCUGUUCCAGGCGCCAAUCGAGGACGUUUUGAACUGGGACGAGGACAAGAUUGUUGGUAUUGAAAGAUGGCUGGCCAAGGUGUUGACCAUUGCCGGUGGUUUGCGUGAACGUUUGAAAGAGCCGGUGCAACCAAAACCAACAGAUCUGUACACCAAGUCCGAGAUUUCUGUCCACAACGAGUGUCAGCAGCUUCUGCAUUCUAUCACGGACUCUUUGAGCAAAUCGCUGUCGCUGAAUACAGUGAUCUCAGAUUACAUGAAGUACACUAACAAGAUCUACAGCGAGCUGAACAACAAGGACGUUUCCACGGCUGUGCUUUACGUUUCCUAUCUGGACCUUCUGAAAGCGCUGAGCCCUGUCGCACCCAGUGUGAGCGAGGAGGCAAACGAGGUGCUUCAUCCAUGGCCGGUUGAAUCUGUUUUGACGGCCGAUUGGCCGGAAAUCAGGCCUCUUAUUGCUGCUACCGUUCCGUACACUGUGAUGGUGAACGGCAGAAUGAGGUUUGUCUACCACGGCCCGGAGAAUUUGAUAGAGGACCGGGAAAGGUGCAUCUCCCAGAUCUUGACCACUCCGGAAGGAGAAAAAUGGAUUGGAACGAAAAAUAUCAAAAAGGUCAUUCUCAAACCUAAAACGGUGGUUUUCAUCGUGGAGAAAUAA